AUGCCUCUAUUCGCUCCGGGUGCCAGGAAUUGCCUCAAACGGCAAACAUAUCAAUUACAACAUACCACCAACCGGACCCCAAUAAAACCCCUCCUAUUCUUCUCUCAACGGCUCAUCCGCAAUAUGCACCUCCCAUCACCACACAACAUUACGUCACAACUCAACGUGAAGAACAAAAUACUUCAAUAUCCUGCUAGAUGGCUAUCGUUAUCAUCAUCAUCAUCAUCAUCAUCAUCAUAUGCCAGGGGUCACCAAGAUUCUAAGCGUACCCCCUGGAUGCCCUUCAAUUACAAUGAAGCCGAUGUAAUCGAACAGAACAUGCUCGAUAGCGGGUUCCGGACCUGGGGCCUCGUCACCUAUCGAUGCACCUACAAGAGUGAUCCAGACUGGGAGGAAUUUAUGUCUCGUGUUCUUUAUCAGGUUCGGAGCAGACUCGAACCUCUCGACGGCCUAGACAUGCUUGAUUCAUUCGUGCCGACUGUGAUGGACAACAAGACGCAGUUUGAUGGGGUAACACCGUAUAGUGUUCGGGAUCAUUUCAAUGAGUGGGCAUCUACGGCGUGUGAAGCUGAGCAAGGGGUUCCGUUUACUCGGGCCCGGUGGUCGCCGACGGCACGGUACGGACUCUGUAUCAUGGUGGAUGAGGAGGCCUUGCGGUCCGUUCUGGACAUUCCACGUGAGGAAUUGGACGGAUAUAGUCACACUGGGUUUGUGAUUCUGGUUAAUGGCAGGCAAGUGGCCGAGCUGCAGGGUGGGGAGGAAUUCGACGAACCGAUAGAGGAUGAUGAUUUUGAGCCACUUCAUGGGUGCACGCUGGAGGAUGUAGGCUGGAUGAAGUGCAUGCACAAACCUCUGGCUUCAGGAAGCAUACUGCGUCAAGGGCCCAGCGUGCGCGACCACCAUGACAAGUGCUAUCCCGACACAGACGGGCAUCGCGUCCAAUUGCGUUUGGCUAUCCGAGCAGGACAGGUAGCCUACGACCCGAAAAUACCAAACAAUGCUGUCAUCUGUGAAAGGUAUGGGUACCGUUAG
This is a messenger RNA of Aspergillus terreus NIH2624, 1032 nucleotides long. RefSeq lists its product as uncharacterized. The record is from RefSeq and is a predicted model, not a curated record. NCBI's taxonomy places the organism in Eukaryota, Fungi, Ascomycota, Eurotiomycetes, Eurotiales, Aspergillaceae. The transcript is spliced from 3 exons. The coding region runs from base 1 to 1032 and encodes 343 amino acids.